Exaiptasia diaphana is the source of this 1623-nucleotide messenger RNA. RefSeq names its product feline leukemia virus subgroup C receptor-related protein 1. Gene Ontology annotation, molecular function: heme transmembrane transporter activity; heme binding. Gene Ontology annotation, cellular component: membrane. Lineage: Eukaryota; Metazoa; Cnidaria; Anthozoa; Actiniaria; Aiptasiidae. The transcript has 2 exons. Bases 172 to 1560 code for a protein of 462 amino acids. The record is from RefSeq and is a predicted model, not a curated record. Gene Ontology annotation, biological process: heme export; transmembrane transport.
UUAAAUCAUCGCGAGAAACAAGCAUAACAGAUGUACUUCUGAAAACAUCUGUUUUUUUGGCGGUUCAAAGCACAAAAUGCGAAAAAGUAAGAUUAUAAAUAACCUGACCAUUUGAAACCUUUAAAGACCCCUUUAAACUUCCAAAAAAAAAAACGUGGUUUAUAUAAGACGAUGUUUGGACCUGGKUACUACCAGACAGAGCUUUACAAGCGACGAUGGAUGAUGCUAGCCGUWUUUUGCCUUCUUUCAAUGACCAACUCGGGUCAGUGGCUCAUGUUUGCAUCAAUCAGCGAUAUUGUCCAGUCAUACUAUGGCGUGUCCUCCUUUGGUGUUAAYUGUCUUUCMAUGGUUUUCAUGGCCGUCUAUAUUCUAUUUAUCGUKCCCGCUUCAUGGAUUCUUGAUCGAUAUGGUCUCAAAGCCAAUACCUUCUUUGGAGCUGGUUUCAACGUMCUGGGUGCAUGGCUGAAGCUCUGUGGCACAAGCGCGAAAGGUGGUUUUAACUGGGUGGUUGCUGGCCAGACCGUGACUGCAGUAGCACAGUGUUUCAUCCUUGGUGUUCCRCCUCGACUCGCUGCUGUUUGGUUUGGUCAAGACGAACGCAGUACCGCAACAGCGCUCGGGGUGUUUGCUAGUCAAGUUGGUGUCGCCCUUUAYUUUGCUGCCGUCCCAUUUCUCAUUCCGCGCUCGAAGGAACCCUCUGAAGUGCACAACGGAUUUCAAAUGCUCUACGCCGGGAUCGCAAUUCUGUGCAGUCUCAUAGGAGCUGCAAUACURAUCGCAUUUGAGGAUGCGCCGCCUGUGCCUCCAAGUCAAUCCCAGGCAGUGUUGCAAGAGAGAAGGAAGAGCUUCAGGAUGUCUUUUAAGGAGUCKUUUCGUCGUUUGUUUGGGAAUUCUUCGUACGUGUUUUUGUUGAUUGCUUACGGGAUCUAUGCUGGUGCACAAUAUUCAGUGGCAACACUGCUAAACCAGAUGACRUCCCAAAAGUUUCCAAACCAAGAUGUUCUCAUUGGUCUUCUUGGCUUUGUCUUUGUGAUUUCUGGUCUGCCCACCACUGUUCUUGCUGGAAUAUGGCUGGACAGAACCCUGGCGUACAAACGUGGCACUAUCUUCCUUCUCGCCACAGCCUUCCUGGCAAUGGUAGCAUUCACAAUAACGUUGGAAUUUGCGCAAAGCAUCUAUGGACUUUUCCUGGUUCUUGCUGUGCUUGGGUUUUGCUCCACUWCCUUCCUCCCCCUGGGGUUUGAAUUUGCUGCAGAAAUUACUUACCCUGUACCUGAGGGGACAUCUGCAGGAAUACUCAACGCAUCUGCCCAGUGCUUUGGAAUCUUUUUCAUUGUCUUGAUUGGUAGUCUUGUGGAGAAGGCAGGAGCUGUUGUUGGAAAUCUUGUCCUGAGCGGUGCGUUGUUGCUGGGAGUUGGUCUCCUUCCCCUGGUUAGGGCUGACUUACACAGAAGAUCAGUCGACAUGUACGGYGACGAAAUCAUUGAUAAUAAUAUGCCUGAUCCAGACGACCGCUAUGGAUCGAGUUAUCAACAAAUUCCACUAGUAGUCUCAGAUUGACAACGCCAAUCAAARCCCAAACAUCUGUCAUGAAAAUGAACAGAUGUGAACUUAGGGAGGGAG